CAGUUUACCCAAAAUAAAAUAGCUUUCACUCAAACACCCACCCAGCAAUGGCGGUCGGAAGUGGGAAGAAUUGAAUUCGUAGCGAGAGAGAGAGAGAGUAGUAAGAUGUCGGGAAUGGGGGACGGGUACGUGGGUACGUCGCAAGAUGGGGUGAGGAUACGGAGGCUGCAGAAGCAAAGAGAGGCUGAACGGCGUAAGAUCCAGGAGUUGAAGAGCAAGACUGCCUCCGGGCAGGAGCAAUCAGGUCUUCUCCAAUUCGGCUCCAGCUCUUGCGAGAUUCUUGACACUGCUUUUAAGAAGGAAACGGUCGGUUUAGUCACCAGAGAGGAAUAUGUCGAGAAGAGGGUUAAUAUUCGUAAUAAGUUCGAGGAAGAAGAGAAGGAGAAGUUGCAGAAGCUACUCCAAGAGGAAGAGGAGCUUCAACAACAGAAGCGUAACAAGAAGAGAAAGAUCAAGGGAAGCUCCCGCUUAUCUUUUUCUGAAGAUCUUGACGAUGACAGUGAUGGAGAUGAUGGAGAAAACACGAACUUGCGCUUCGGAAAACUUGGCAAGGACCCCUCAGUCGAAACCAAUUUCCUGCCUGACAGUGAGCGGGAGGCAGAGGAACAAGCUGAACGCGAAAGGCUAAAGAAGCAGUGGACUCGUGAACAAGAGCAGAUUAAAAACGAGCCUCUUCAGAUUACUUAUAGUUACUGGGAUGGGACGGGGCAUAGAAGAGUUAUCCAGGUCCGAAAGGGUGACGCAAUUGGGAAUUUUCUAAGGGCAGUUCAACAGCAGCUUGCCCCUGACUUCAGGGAGAUCCGGACGACAUCAGUUGAGAAUUUGUUAUACGUAAAAGAAGAUCUUAUAAUCCCACAUCAACACAGUUUCUACGAGCUGAUCAUUAACAAGGCUAGGGGGAAGAGUGGACCGCUGUUUCACUUUGAUGUGCAUGAAGACGUGAGAACAAUUGCAGAUGCAACGAUCGAGAAAGACGAGUCGCAUGCGGGGAAAGUGGUGGAGAGGCAUUGGUACGAGAAGAACAAGCAUAUAUUCCCUGCUUCCAGAUGGGAGAUAUACGACCCGACGAAGAAAUGGGAACGGUACACAGUCCAUGGGAAUUGAUUGAUUGAUAAUCUGGAGCACAAACAUAUGCUCUUAUUGAUGGAUGGAUCACUUGGAAUCUUUGUUCACAUGAUGAUGAAUCAUCAGAUAGUAGUAGCGGUGGAAUGCUUUUUUUUUAAAAAAAGAAUGCUUAUUAUCGCUCCGCCUUGAUACCAUUACUUUCUGUCCUCUGUUUAUUACUUAAAAAAGAAAAACUUGUUUAGUUUUGUUAUUUUUUUCAUAUAUAUAUGAUAAUAGUAUUUGUGUGAGAUGAUGUUGUGAUUAGAGUGGGAGGGAGCACAUAGAUUAAAAGAAUGUUUCAGAUGAUUAUACUUUUGACAUAAAGUAAUAGAUUUGAUAUUCAUAAUUA
Molecule: messenger RNA, 1453 nt
Organism: Brassica napus (rape)
Lineage: Eukaryota; Viridiplantae; Streptophyta; Magnoliopsida; Brassicales; Brassicaceae
Product: protein XAP5 CIRCADIAN TIMEKEEPER
Exons: 12
Coding region: 106-1104 (332 amino acids)
Biological process (GO): chromatin organization
Cellular component (GO): nucleus
Source: RefSeq, a predicted model, not a curated record